This is a messenger RNA of Acanthosepion pharaonis, 711 nucleotides long. The record is from the annotation of a GenBank genome assembly. NCBI's taxonomy places the organism in Eukaryota, Metazoa, Mollusca, Cephalopoda, Sepiida, Sepiidae.
AUGACAAUUUCUCUUUUCUUUUCUAUAUUUUUCUUUUUUUUCUUUUUCUUUUAUUUUUUCUUUUCUUUAUUUUUUCUUUAUUUUUUCUUUAUUUUCCUUUUUUCUUUUUUUCUUUCUUUUUCUUUUCUUAUUCUUUUUUCUUUUCUUUAUUUUUUCUUAUUUUUCUUUUUCCUUUUUUCUUUUUUUUUUUCAUUUUUCUUUCUUUUUCUUUUCUUUUUUCUUAUUUUUCUUUAUUUUUUUCAUUUUUCUUUUCUUUUUUCUUUUUUCUUAUUUUUCUUUAUUUUUUCUUUUCUUUAUUUUUCUUUUUCUUUCUUUUCUUAUUCUUUUUUCUUCUUUAUUUUUUCUUAUUUUUCUUUUUCCUUUUUCUUUAUUUUUCUUUCUUUUUCUUUCUUUUUCUUUUCUUUAUUUUUCUUUCUUUUUCUUUUCUUUAUUUUUCUUUCUUUUUCUUUUCUUUAUUUUUCUUUCUUUUUCUUUUCUUUAUUUUUCUUUCUUUUUCUUUAUUUUUCUUUAUUUUUCUUUUCUUUUCUUUAUUUUUCUUUCUUUUUCUUUUCUUUUCUUUAUUUUUCUUUCUUUUUCUUUUCUUUUCUUUAUUUUUCUUUCUUUUUCUUUUCUUUAUUUUUCUUUCCUUUAUUUUUCUUUAUUUUUCUUUUCUUUUCUUUAUUUUUCUUUCUUUUUCUUUUCUUUAUUUUUCUUUCUUUUUCUUUUCUUUAA